AUGCCAGUUAUUCAGACCCUACCACGACCCAUCGCCGACACGUGGUACCUUGCGUACGGUUCAAAUCUGAGCACUCAGAAGUUUAUUGAUGACCGGGGCAUCACGCCGCUGUCCGCAGUUGCCGUGAUCGUCCCAGGAUGGACAUUGACAAUUGACAGCGCAGGGUUUCCGUAUUCAGAACCCGCAUUCGCGAGCAUUUCCCCAAUUCAUCACACUGGGAACAAAAAGGCUGUCGAACUGAUCGGCACAGCGUACAAACUUGACCCGGAUAUGUACCAAAAGGUCCUCAAGUCUGAGGGUGGAGGCAUAGCGUAUGCAGAAAUUGAGGUCUGGGCUAUCAAUAUGUCAGAGGAAGACCCGAAUGGCAUUGCAACUAGCAGCACCUUUGCAGCUCUUCUUCGGAUGGGGGCUGAUGCAGCUAAGUUCCCUUUGGCAUACCAGAAGUUCUUGGCAGGUAUCACAGAAUAUCACCCCUCCGAAAAGCCGAUGGCGAAACUUGGAGCAUCUCUGUUCCUGGCCUUCUGGAGGCCGGUGAUGUCGUUAAUGGAAAGGAUUACUAAGGCGAGUUUGAAAAAUCGCAGCACGGGCUACGCACCAAUUUGGGUCAUUGUCAUGGUUAGGAUAGUAAUGGUCAGCAUGUGGUUUUAUCACGAUUUUGUCCAUGCACCGAUCUGGGGAAGGGGAGAUGGUAUGGGCAGUGCCCUGGUCUUGUGA
Pestalotiopsis fici W106-1 is the source of this 714-nucleotide messenger RNA. RefSeq lists its product as uncharacterized. Bases 1 to 714 code for a protein of 237 amino acids. The record is from RefSeq and is a predicted model, not a curated record. NCBI's taxonomy places the organism in Eukaryota, Fungi, Ascomycota, Sordariomycetes, Amphisphaeriales, Sporocadaceae. The transcript has 2 exons. Gene Ontology annotation, molecular function: gamma-glutamylcyclotransferase activity.